AUGUGCGAAGAGACAAAACCUCCAUAUUGCUCAAAAAUGGUAUAUCUCAAAUUGGCGGGUUUAAAAAUCUCAGAUGAAUUACUCAAAAUUGCAAAAUAUUGUCUGAAGCUACUACAUCUGAGUCUUGAUGCAUGUACAGCUAUUACUGAUAGAUGCGUUAGUGAAAUAGCACAAUCUUGUCCAAAUUUAAAAUACAUAAGUCUCGCUUCUUUGUAUAGAGAUAGUAACAUUUCCAGUGCAUCUGUGAUUGAAAUGGCACGAUCUUGUUCCAAUCUAGUAUAUUUAAAUCUCAAUAGACAACCUUCUAUUAAUGAUGAAUCAAUUUGUGCAAUUGCAUGCUCAUGUGUAAAUCUUCAACACCUGGAUUUGUCGUUCAAUGAAAUAAUUAUGGAUGAAGCUAUAUACGCGAUUGCAACUGGCUGUCCAGAUAUGCGAAAUUAUUUUCUUGAAGGCUGUGAACGGAUUACCGACAAAUCAAUCAAAAAAAUUGCAGAUUUAAAUAAAAACCUACAAAAUAUUAGUCUUAUUUCAUGUUAUAAAAUUACGGAUAAUGCUGUAUGUAAUAUAGUUCAUUCAUGUUCAGACAUUCAGAAUCUUAGUUUUCAAUAUAUUUAUAUCACCGAUAAAACGAUAUAUGAAAUUGUACACCACUGUUCUAAUUUACUAGUUCUCAAUGCAAAGAAAUGUCUGUUUAUUUCUGAUGAAUCAAUCUACUUUCUAUUAAGCAAAAAACCGGCACUAGAGCUAAUAUUAGAUUGGGUUCCGUGA
Dentiscutata erythropus is the source of this 768-nucleotide messenger RNA. The record is from the annotation of a GenBank genome assembly. Lineage: Eukaryota; Fungi; Glomeromycota; Glomeromycetes; Diversisporales; Gigasporaceae.